GGGAAAAUGAAACGAAAAGCGGUAGGCUAGAGGGGGUUGUUCGUUUCAUCGUUUGGGAUUGGGAAAAAAUAGCUGCUCUCCCUAGUCCAUAGCCUCCUUUCCUGUGCUGGAGUGUCCCUCUCUCUCUCUCUCUCUCUCUCUCUCUCUCUCUCACUUUUUUUUUGGUUUUGUUUGAUCCGCUUUCUUUCUCACUUUCAUUCGACAAAAUAUACAUACAUGAGACUCUCACACAGACUGGCAUUUGCAAUCAAAAGUUGAACGAAUGAGCACGAAUGUAUCAUCACUAUCAUGACGACAUUUGUUGUUCAUUGGUCGCCGAGUGUUCGGCAGGUGUUUCUACCCCUCUACCAUCCAUCACAAACAAUCUUCUCCUUCGCCGAAAACAACCACCACCACCACCACAAGAAGAGUAGGAUCGGCCGCCAUUUUCGUCCUAGGGUUUCGGCAGGGUUGCCGCACUUUCUCUUAGGAGUGAGGAGGAGAAAGAGGAGAGGUUCCUUGGCUGUUGCCCCCUCCAGAUUUAACGCUGCUGACCUUCGCAUUAUCGAUUCCAAAAACGACCACACCGACAGCAAUUCCCAGGCGCGGAUCGUGGAAAUUCCCGUUACUUGCUACCAGGUUAUUGGGGUCCGGGAUCAAGCAGAGAAGGAUGAGAUUGUAAAGUCAGUGAUGGAUCUUCAAAAUGCUGAGAUAGAUGAAGGCUAUACAAGGGAUGCUGUUGUUUCUCGCCAGAAUCUUCUAAUGGACAUGAGGGAUAAGCUCAUGUUUGAACCAGAAUAUGCUGGUAAUAUAAGGGAGAAGGUCCCACCUAAAUCUUCUCUUCGUAUCCCUUGGUCUUGGUUGCCUGGUGCUCUUUGCCUUCUUCAAGAGGUCGGAGAGGAGAAACUUGUGCUACAAAUUGGCCAAAAGUCUCUCCAGCACCCAGAUGCUAAACCUUAUGUUCAUGAUUUGCUGCUGUCCAUGGCAUUAGCAGAGUGUGCAAUUGCAACAGUUUGUUUUGAGAACAAUAUUUCCCAAGGAUAUGAAGCUCUUGCUCGUGCCCGGUGUUUUCUCAGGAGCAAAACAUCUCUAGAGAACGUGAAAUGGUUAUUGGAGAUAGAAGAAUCUUUGGAGAGGCUCGCGCCUGAUUGUACACUGGAAUUACUGGACAUGUCUCGCACACCUGAAAAUGCUGAACGAAGACUACGAGCCAUUGCAGCCUUGCGUGAACUGCUUAGACAGGGCCUUGAUGUGGAAGCAUCAUGCCAAGUUCGAGAUUGGCCAUGCUUCUUGAGUCAAGCUCUUAAUAAGCUCAUGGCUACAGAAAUAGUUAAUCUUCUUCCUUGGGAUAGCUUAGCUGUUACAAGGAAGAAUAAGAAAUCCAUUGAAUCACAGAACCAAAGAGUUGUCAUUGAUUUAAAUUGUUUUCACAUGGCCUUGAUAGCUCAUAUUGCUCUUGGGUUCUCAAGCAAGCAAACCGAUUUGAUUAAUAAAGCAAGAACAAUUUGUGAGUGUUUAAUUGCAUCAGAGGGCAUGGAUUUGAAAUUCGAGGAGGCCUUUUGCUUGUUCGUUCUUGGGCAGGCUGAUGAGGCAGAGGCUGUUGAAAAACUUCAGCAACUUGCAUUGAAUACGGAUCCUGCAUCGGGAAAUUCCAUCUCUGGAAAGGAUGCUAAAGGUUUUCCAAGUGCAAAACUGUCACUGGAAAAAUGGCUGAAGGAUAAUGUGCUUAUUUUGUUUCCUGAUACCCGAGACUGUUCUCCAUCUUUGGCCAACUUUUUCAUUGGUGAAAAGAAAGCUUCUGGAAUCAGGCAGAUUAGAGAAUCUGCACAUGCCGUGCCACUUUCCCCUGCUCUUGCAUCAGAUCGAAGGGCUUUGGAGAUGCCUCUUUCAUAUACAAACUCUUCUCGACAUCUUGGGUCAGCAGUGAAGCAGUUAGCUCCAUCUAAUUUGCAGGGCACAUUGAUGGUGGGCAAGGCUUGCAGUGAAAGCAAUGAUACCAUGCCAUCUGUUCAGUUGAAAAGAAAUUUAGGAACACACCCUGAUAAACUUUGGAAAAGUUGGUUGGGCUCAUACAAUGUGUUCGGAAAGAUUGCUUUUGUUAUGGCAUUGGGCUGCAUUCUGUUUGCCACCCUUAAGCUCUCAGCAAUGCCGUUGUGGAGGGUGAGAAGUUCAGCUAGAUGGGCUUCAGGCAAAGCAGGGAUCACAGAUUCUUCUCUUGAUCGAAGUUCAGGGCCUGCUUUUAUUAGUGGAAAUAGUAUAGCAUACAAAUUAAAGAAGCUAACUUCAGUUUUUAAGAUGCAAAUCGGGAGGAAUCACGCAGAUGAUGCAAACUUGCGAAGUUCAGGCAUAACUGCCAGUCUUUCAUCCUCUGUUAAAGCAGUAUACAAGAGCCCGAUGCCCAUGAAAGAUGCUGAAUCCCUUGUUAAGCAAUGGCAAGCCGUUAAAGCUGAAGCUCUUGGGCCAGGCCAUAAGGUUCAUAGCCUCUUUCAAGUCCUUGAUGGGCCAAUGCUUGCUCAGUGGCAAGCUGUGGCAGACAAAGCAAAAAAUAGGUCCUGUUUUUGGAGAUUCGUUCUGCUUCAAUUAUCUGUCAUACGAGCUGAGAUUUUAUUAGAUGGGGCUGGAGCAGAGAUGGCUGAAAUAGAGGCUCUUCUUGAGGAAGCAGCCGAACUGGUUGAUGAAACUCAGCUGAAGAAUCCAAAUUACUACAGGAAGAAUGCUUAGCGAGACUGCGGUUACGUUUGGGAUACAAUGCCCAAGAGCUUGAACCAAGAGAUAAACCGACCUGUGUGUCUGAGCGAUGAAGUGCUCUUCAAUUUUCAACUGAUCUUUUGUUUUUUGUUUUUUUCCCUUGAUUUUAAUCUUGAACCUACUGACUGCAGCGCAUAUAGAAUUCGUUAUGUCCUGAAAAGGCAAGAUGAUGAUUCAUGGAGAUUUUGUGAAGGUGAAAUUCAGACUCCAUAACUUCAGUCUAGUUCGUGACAUUCACCAAAAUCUGGAUGAAGUUACUUCAAUCUAUGGUCUAAGUUUUCUUGUAAAUGAUAGCUAACAAACUAGGACUAGAUCUAAUUUAAUGUAGUGUAGUCGCUUUUUAUAUUUUGUUUCUGUUAUUUUUUACUUUGAUGUGUUUUCUUUCCUGCAAGGUGAGUCAUACACCCACUAGGCAGAGACUUCGGCU
This is a messenger RNA of Rhododendron vialii, 3154 nucleotides long. RefSeq names its product plastid division protein CDP1, chloroplastic. The transcript is spliced from 12 exons. Gene Ontology annotation, cellular component: chloroplast inner membrane. The record is from RefSeq and is a predicted model, not a curated record. NCBI's taxonomy places the organism in Eukaryota, Viridiplantae, Streptophyta, Magnoliopsida, Ericales, Ericaceae. The coding region runs from base 289 to 2700 and encodes 803 amino acids. Gene Ontology annotation, biological process: chloroplast fission.